Messenger RNA from Photinus pyralis (common eastern firefly), 998 nucleotides. RefSeq lists its product as uncharacterized. The coding region runs from base 270 to 614 and encodes 114 amino acids. NCBI's taxonomy places the organism in Eukaryota, Metazoa, Arthropoda, Insecta, Coleoptera, Lampyridae. The record is from RefSeq and is a predicted model, not a curated record. The transcript is spliced from 3 exons.
AAAAGGUUUAUUGGCGGGGGACAAACACCCGCUGUAUACCCACUGCUAACGUCAAUCGCGUUAUGUUAGGCUAUUUUAUCGAGGUACUAGCUAAGUUUAACUUAGUCAAUAUCAGUAUUUAUUCAUUGUCAGUUCUCAUACGAAUGUUGUAAAGUAGCGCGAGUCGGUGACUACACAAAAACUGUUCGUACAACUUAAACGACGAGCGUUUUCGUUCCAUCAAUUUCGGUUGUAAAUCAUAAAGUUUUUAUUUUUCAAUUGCGGCUCCAAUGCGGUCAAUGGAAAAAAUGCCAAGCCAAGAUUUAAACUCGACCGACAGACUGUCAGAAUUCAGUAUCGUAAUCGAAGACUUUGAUUCGGCUAAAAACACGAGCAAAGAUGACUGUUUAACGCAAGAAGCUCCCGUGUACCAAAGAACACAGAGGCCUUAUACAAGGCAGACAUCAGAUGCGACAAUUAGAAAAAUAUUGGAAGAAGCGGAACAUCGAAAACACGAAUUUUGGAAGUUAAUCGAUGAACACUCGGCAGUUGUUGAAAACUUGAAGAAAAUGGAGCUAGAAAAUACCGGCCCGAUAUGUAAGGCAACGCCUGAAGCUGCAUCGAUACGUACUUAGAAGGUGCUUAGGAUUUAAAAGUCAUACUGUACAUAUUAAUGUAGUAAGAUUGCAUUUAAUUAUUGAGAUGUUGUACAUAUUUUUAAAUGGUUCUAAACAUCAACGAGAUCUGGAAGUAAGUCUGGUCUCGCAUUUGCCUUUUGAACUGUCGUAAUGGGGUAAUAACAAGCGCUUUUCCACAUUUAGUGCGCACAAGAAAGUCAGUAGAUUAAUGAAAAUAUGUAAAAAAAGAGAAAUGCUCAAAGCAUUUUGUAAGACUGCAAUUCAUAGUUUAAGUAAAUUAUUAUCUUAGUUUAGUGUAAAACAUAGUCAGACCUAAUAAACCUAUCUUCCUAAUAUCAUGUAUUUAUGAAUUUUGUAUGCUAAUUAAAUUAUCUAGACGUC